This is a messenger RNA of Trichobilharzia regenti, 3683 nucleotides long. The record is from the annotation of a GenBank genome assembly. NCBI's taxonomy places the organism in Eukaryota, Metazoa, Platyhelminthes, Trematoda, Strigeidida, Schistosomatidae.
CAAAGGCGGUGUUUUUAGAAUGAAAGAUGGCAACUUUUUUGUGAUUAUGGGUCUCGUUGUAUUAUUACUACCCAUAUGACUUAUUUUGGACUAAUACAAAAGGAAAAAAAGUUUUAAGGCUUCCUCUCCGUGAAUGGAGCAUCAAUACAGAUCCUACAGUGUUGAAUCAACCAGUUUUCUGGAGGACUUGAAUGACCCAGCAUCCUGCUGCUAUACAGCCGCUCAUCCAAGUAUUCAAAACAAUUCCAACUUUACUGGCCAUUUUCAGCAACAAAUGCCUGCUUACUAUGGAUACGAGUCCAGGUUUAACGUUCCUCAACAACAACCAGUUCGUUAUGACCCUAGGAUGUAUACAAAUCCGCCUUUAGGUUAUUCUAAUCCAGGAUCUCAGUAUGAUUGUAGUAAUAGUCGUCAGCAGUUAGUUGCGCCUAGAUGUGGUACUUAUUAUGAAAGACCUGAACAUGGUUGGCGACAGAACUCUUCCUAUGUUUCACAAACUUACAAUGUACAGCCAGGUGAUCCACGUUUAGUAAGACUUCAUCCUCAUGUUAACGAUAUACAUCCUCAAAAUCAGUUUGCAUACCGUGCCCCCAAUGGUCAAAACCUGCCACCAAAGGCAGUAGGUGUCCCAACUUAUGUAAAUGGAAGUAAGGAUUCUGUCUUCCAGCAUUCCAACCAGACACAACCUAGCACCCAAUAUCAUGGUUUGCAAACAGAUCCAGGUUGUUCGUAUAUGCAUAAUGCUGAUUUUAAGUCAGUUCCAAAGGUAGCUAUGCAGAAAGAGGAGUCUAACAGGAUUUGUGACCGCUUGUCGCAGUUAUACCGCAUGUCUUCUACUUCUCCAUCUGUUCAACAAGAAAUCGCUUUUUUACAGGAGAAGUUGAGGAACUUGGAAUCAUCUGGUGUCGUUUCUGACAAAUCAUCCCUUCAACCAUUCUACGCACCUCAGAAUUGUAAUGAUAGGAUAGUCGAUAAUGCAUCACAUUCCUCUCAAAUGAGUUUUACUCAGACUUCCUCCAUGUACCCACCUCCAAGAUACCUUGCUGACCCCAAAUUAGCCUGUACAAACAACAGUAGUUCCAACCUCCGAUUGGGUUUUGGUCCAAAUGAUGCAAUAAAUAAUUCACUUGAGAGUAAUAAUUCUUCUGUCUGCGUUGUGACCUGCAUUUCAUCUGUCCCGACUACUGUCCCAAGUUCCUCGUACGCAUACGUUUCACCACAUUUAUCAAAUAGUGCUUCUGAUGUAAGUGAAAAUUUCCCUGUUUCGACACCAAGUGGGUAUCCGACUCCUCAGUGCCCACCAGCCAAUCAAACAGUUGCGUCAAACAGUAUCCCUUUCUGCUAUGGUGAAAGGACUAUGUCCACAGUGAACGAUGCGCCUACCGCACCCAACCAGUCUGGCAACAUUUCGGAUUCCAUCCAUAUCACAUCCUCAAACAACAAUAAUAGUGUGAAUUCAUGUAUAACUACGAGUUGUAUGUCUAGUUUUUAUCCGGGAACAAGUGUGUCUAAUGGUUUUUUGGAAAGCUCUGUGCAUCAGCAGGGACAGGACUCAGUUUCAUCACCAAGUGCAACAUUAGCUCAAAGUAACGUUACCGUUCCCAGUUCUUCGAAUCUACCAAGAAACCACCAGACUUUCGAAGAUUCACAGUUAAAGUCUGGAAACGUUCCUCGCGUGUCCACCUGUAUCAUCGGCAACUCUGAAGGUGAUAUCUCCAAAAUAAGGGUGUGUAGCACUCAAAGUACUGUGUUAGGAUCGGUGGAUACUCACUCGUUCCCACUAACUUUUGAAAAUGCUCAGCAGACUCCUCAUGGGUCUACAAUACAUUAUCGACAAGCAAACGAAAGUCAGCAGCUUGAAAGUGUUCCUGAUGCUUCUUACAGUGUGUUCCGUAAAAAUGUCUCGGAGUCGUCGUGUAGUGAUUCCUUACCAAUUACUCCUGUUAGUUUUUCUCAGUCGUAUCAAAAUUACGGACAGUAUGUUUCGCUGAGCCAAGAUUCUCGACCAAGUAUGAGUGUUACGAGCCAGUGGAAUCAACAUUAUCAAUCGUCACUGAACACAAAUCAGGGGAUCACAGGAGAAAUAAAUGGACAACAUUUACAAAACAUCGCUCCGGCACCCUCACAUUCGAUUGUGGCGUCUUGUGUACAGAUGCCUGGAACUCAAUGUAUUGAAAUGAGUAAAUUCAGUGGUUUGGAUGGUAGCGAUGUGUCCUACACGCCCAUACUGCCAAAGCCUACUGACUUACAGCCUGUGAAAAAAACCAGAGGUCGUAAACCCUUAAAUCGUGGGAACGAAACUGACAAACAGCGUCAACAAAAACAAAGAAAGGGACAUGAAGUCGAAGCCACCGCUAAGGAGGACCAAUCCGACAAUACACCAGAUAGAUCUGUUUUCGCAACUCCGACAGUGAAACGUCCACGGGGUCGUGCUCCGAAGAAGCCUAAGACCGACACUGAGACCAAUAUUAAUAUAGCUCCAGACCCAUUUGCAAUAGAGGGUGUGGACGGGACCUCUGACACAAAAACUGAUGAAUCUCCCGCUUCUGACGGUAGAAAGCGCCGAGCUUCAAUACGCCCUGUUGAAGUGAGAAAAAAACGGAAGUAUAGAAAGUCUUUAAAAUUCUCUUCUGACGUGGUGAACGAAUCUUCUAGCACAUUACAGUCUCCCGAAUUGACCUCUCCAGAUUCAACAAAUGCAACUGAAACAGUAACAAAGGUGAAAGUUGUGCGAGCUAGACCUCGUCCGAAGAAGCGACGGCCAUUGCCUACCCUAAUAAGACGGAAGAAACGCUCAGCGUUCUAUGGAGAUGAUUCCGGAUCUGAACCGGAGGUAUCCAGUCGUGCUGCAAGUCGAGUCUCAGAGGUUCGACUUCAAUCCGUGGGAGUUAAUGACGCGAAUAGUAAACGCCGUUCUGAACGACAUACUGGUGAUCGGAAGAGUUACACAGAUGAUUUGGAUCUUAAUCUCACUGAUGAUGAGACUGAUCGUCAAGACGGUGAAAUGAUCACGUUGAAUGAUUCCACUGUAAGUAAUUGCAAAGGACUUCUUAAGACUGAACAGUAUUAGAAUCGCGAAAUCAGAUCAUUAAAUAAAUAAAUAACAAAACUGGAACUAAGAGAUGAAGACGAUGAGUUAAGUCAAUGCAAAUCAGAAUUAUAUUAGAAACUGUAUUGUAGCACAAGUCCUAGGUGAAAUGCUAGUCAGUUAGUUUUGAUUAUCAUUGAAAUCCAUAUAAAACGUAUGGUUAAUAAAAACAUGGGGUAAAAUGAAAUUUAGGAAUUCCUUUUCUUUUUACUUAUGAUCAACAAAGGUAUAAGUUUUAAGGAGUGAGUAGUAGUCAGUGAUGUGAAACAGAGUAGGACUACUACAGAGAAACAAACAAAAGAUUGAGAUACACUACAGAUGUAAGUUCAAGGAGUAACAUAUAACAAUAAUUAGUAAUGAAAUGAAAGCGAUGAUACGGUGUAAACACAAAAGUAAUAUUAGUGAACGAUUAUCAAGUAAUGAAUAAUUUAAUAAACUGGAAGAAAAAAGAUUUUGUGAAUGCAAUAACAAAUGUGAGAAGUAUUACGUAAACCCAGGGUAACAGUAUGCUUUAAAUCCCUACCCCAUUGUUUCAUGGACGUAUAUGUCAUUUUAAAUCUCUUACGAUUUCAUAAGCCUCCUUAUUAUGCCUGGG